CGGAGCCAGAUUUCUCUCACACCACGGCGCUGGAUUUCUCUGACACCACGGCGCCAGAUUUCUCUCACACCCCGGCGCCAGAUUUCUCUCACACCACGGCGCCGGAUUUCCCUGACAUCAUGGAGUCGAUUGAAACCCCUAGCCCAAGAGCCUCGCCGUAUCCUGAAAAUAUCGACGACGAGACGGACAAUCUUUCCGACAUCACCGAAGUGUACUUUUCCGACUUAGAAGACCAGUCAGAGGGCUCCUCCCCCCCUACCUCUGAUUUCGACCCUACAGAGAUGAGCCCUCCCGUUGCCAUGCCAGGCCAGGCUCGGGGUGCUUCACAGAUGUCUGACAUGAGUGAGACCCCGAGCUGCGACAGCACAUGCUCACACGUCCCACACUUCCCCAUCCCGUAUGAGAUCCUCCGAGACCCAAGCCCGGAAUCGGUUUCGGAUUCGGACGAAGAGGAGGAUACUAUCUAUGGAGAAGAUGCUAUCCAGGGUGAGGAUACUAUCUAUGAGGACAUUAUCCAGGAGCAGGAGCAUCCUAUUCACGAGAAGGACACCAUCCCUGAGAAGGACCCUGCCCAGGAGCAGGCCCCUGUCCACAAGGCUCAGAAGCCAGCCCAGCAGAAGCCCCAGUACAGGGCCCGGGCCCUCGAAUGGGGCAAGCGGCGCUUCAUCCAUAUCACCCCUGACGUCGACUCCGGGGCGCCGCCACCGAAGCGGCGGGUGACCUACUUCCGGCGGGGAGGCCUGACGGUCAAGCGCAUCGACAGGUUCCGCAUCAACCCGUGGGAGGGCAUCCUGCAGUCCUACAGCAUCAAGGACGUCAUCGGGGACCCUCCUCCCACCACCUCGGCGGCCGAGCCCCGUGGCAACGAGCGCGCCGUCACCUGCUUCCAGACGCACCGCGGUCGGACGUUUUUCAGGAUCGCGUGGGGCCCUAGAGCGGAGAAGCAGUCGGGGCCGGCAGACGCGGAGGUGGGGGCUCAGGGGCGUGAGGAUGGCGAGGGCAUCGCCCCUGAGAAGGAGAUGCCGUACCAGGGGAUGGAGAUGUCGAACCAGGGGAUGGAGAUGCCGAACCAGGAGAAGGAGAUGCCGAGCCAGGAGAAGGAGAUGCCGAAUCGGGAGAUGGAGAUGCCGAACCAGGGGAUGGAGCCUGUUGUCAAUCCAGAGCUCAUGGGGGAGGAUGUUGAUGCCGGCCCAUAUUUCAGCUACGACGAUAUCGAGAUUGAGGAGCAUGUUUACGGGCUUGAGGGAGAGCCUGUAGGCGAGCUUGCUGGCGUGCCUAUCGACGAUCUCACCGACGACGACGCGCCUGCUGAGGAGCUUUACGAAGAUUUCCAUGCCGCUCUCUAUGGCGCACCCGGCGGCGGGUUUGACUACAAUUGGAUCUGGCGGCAGUACUGAGGAUGGCACCGACAUCCUUGGCAAUGAUGGAGAGUCCGUGAGGAGUCUGAUGACGUGCUGAGAGCGGCGAGGUUCGUGAAUUCAGGGGUGGGGGGCAGAAUGAAUGGUGAGGACCUCUUUGAGGUUGUACGGCGUAGGAGACUCGGUUUCUUUUUCAUUUCCCUUGUUGUUUCCUCUAUUUUGAAGAAUAACGCUCUUGGCGAGAUACCCAGAGGUUUGGACGUGGCUUUCACAUCGGAUCAGGUUGCGGUGUAUUUAACAGAAUGGAG
Messenger RNA from Phialemonium atrogriseum, 1666 nucleotides. RefSeq lists its product as uncharacterized. The coding region runs from base 120 to 1397 and encodes 425 amino acids. The transcript has a single exon. The record is from RefSeq and is a predicted model, not a curated record. NCBI's taxonomy places the organism in Eukaryota, Fungi, Ascomycota, Sordariomycetes, Cephalothecales, Cephalothecaceae.